CUUAAGUGAUAAUAAAAAACCAAAAAAAACUCAACGAUGCCUUUAACAUUCAAAGGUACAUUUCCUCCCUCUCACAAUCCUCCGUUGCUCUUUGCCCCUACUCUUUCAUAGCAAAAUAUUCAGUUCUAAUGGCUUUGCAUGGCGAAGAGCUUGAGUAUAACUUAAGCCUAAGAGAAUUGACUCGAAAAAGUCAUCUAACUUGCGAAAAUCGAAUUUCUACAAGGUUCUCUGCCUCAUGUAUCCGAAGCUUCAGAGAAGAUCACAAGUCUUGUGCAACAAACUUCACCAUCUCUAGUAGUACUCCGUCUUCUCCUGGCUACUCCCUCAAAGAUGAGAUUGACCCAUCAGAUUAUUCCUUCACUAGUGCACUCAAGGCAUUACAAGCAAAAACAAUGUACAAGAAGAAACGUGAUUGGUUGAAACCAGAAGGGGUUGUUGAGCUAAACUCGAAAUGGAACGAAGCAGAGAAGUACAUCUGCAAUCCUUUGUCUGGUGAAGUUCCUAUAGAGUGUUUGUCUUCUAGAACCCUAAAUUCAAGAUCCUUCAGAAACUUAUCCACCACGCAUUCUCCUCCAUUCACGAUUUUGCCUUCCAAUCAUAAUAAUUUCAACAAUCCAAGACCGAUUAAUACUCCUACCGUCAGAAUCAUUCAUGAGGAUUCUAGAUCUCCAUAUCCUGUUCUUAUCCAAGAAAAGAAAGUUGUGGGGUCGAAACGAGACGUGGGUGUGCAGAGUGCACCGGCAACUAGUGUUAGUUCAGCCACGACGUCGCCGAUCAUGGAGAGAUCAACGAAAAGACAGGUGGAAGAUGAUGAUUCGCCGGUUGAGUAUGCACUAAAGUUGAAAGCUCAACAAGAGGUACACAUAUGUUCAAUUCUGCUAUGAUAAUUCUUGAUUUAACACAACACAUUCUUAGUUCAAAAAAAAAAAAACACAACACAUUUAUUAUUAAUUUAAACAUUUUUAUAAAAUUUGGGUAGAAAAUCAAAUGCGCUAGUAUAACUCGUGAUCUAAUCAACGGUAACAUAGACAACUAGUUCAAGAUUCUUAUUUCCCAAAUCAGUCGUUUUAAAAGUAAUAUUUUGUAUAUGCAAAAAAAAAAGGGAAAGUUACUUUUAUGUUAAACAUGUUUGAAUUAAAUUUGGAAAGGGCAUUAUACUCAUUUAGGCCUUUGGGAACAAUAUUAAACUUCCAACUAUAAUUAUCAAUUUCUGGUACGACUUUGCAUUGGGCCAUUCGAAAUAAUUGAUCUAAUCAACGGUAACAUAGGCAACUAGUACAACUGUACAAGAUUCUUCUCUCUCAAAAGAAGUCGUUUUAAAAGUAAAAUUUUGUCUGAGAAAAAAAAAAGUUACUUUUAUGUUACAUGUUUGAAUUAAAUUUGGAAAGGGGCAUCAUACUCAUUUAGUUAUGCCCUUUGAGAACAAUAUUAACUUAGUAACAAUGAUUAUCGAUUUCUGGUACUACGAUUUUUGCAUUGGGGCAUUCGAAAUAAUUGAAAUCAUGUA
Molecule: messenger RNA, 1507 nt
Organism: Camelina sativa (false flax)
Lineage: Eukaryota; Viridiplantae; Streptophyta; Magnoliopsida; Brassicales; Brassicaceae
Source: RefSeq, a predicted model, not a curated record